Closterium sp. Naga37s-1 is the source of this 2763-nucleotide messenger RNA. NCBI's taxonomy places the organism in Eukaryota, Viridiplantae, Streptophyta, Zygnematophyceae, Desmidiales, Closteriaceae. The record is from the annotation of a GenBank genome assembly.
AUGUCAAGCACUACACCUCGGCUUACCAUAUCCGCAUCCCCUUCCCCCCCUGACCCCCCCUUCCCGGCGCCCGCCCUGGCCAGGGCGAUCGCGGACGAUGUGCGCGCGCGCAAUUUGCGCCCCGUGUUCGAGGCGCUGAUUGCGCGCCUGCGCGACCCCGCGGAACUUGAUUCGGUUGCGCGAGACGUUCGGACGCUGCUGGGGGAAGGGGAGAAAGGGGGCGCGGGGGGGAGUGGAGGCGGGAGCAAGAGCGGAAGCGGAAACGGGGAGGAGAAAGAAGGCGCAGCGGUUGGGGCGAAGGCCAAUGAGGAGCCCCUGGAUGCCUUCGUGGCAGCAUUCCUCCACGUGGUGUUUGAAACGGACCUGCUCGCUCAGAAGAUCAGCGUCGUUCCUUUCAUGCGCCUCGUGCCAAGGUUACCAGACGCAGCAAAGGUCAAGAUGAGAGACACGCUCAUCCCUAAGAUUCUCAAGUUCCUGACGAUAAAGCGGCCGCCCGAUGCCAGCCGGGCGGAGUUCUUUGUCCAUGCUGAGGCGUUUGCCGCCCUCGUGCACCUCGAGUUUGUCUCCAUUCAGGGCGCUGUGACCACCAUCCUCACGUUGCUGCGCAAGCCGGACAACCGCUGCGCCGCAGUGACCAUGCUGGGGAAGACUGUCGAGCUCUGCGCUCCCCAGCUGGUGGCUCAGGGCGACCCGGGCAAGAUGGAGGAGCUGAGGAAAGCCGUCUUGGGACUCCAGGAGGAGGCAUUUCGCUACGAUGUGAAUUACGUGAGGGACAGCCUUGGCUGGACAGACAACCCAAUCACCUCCACCACCUCUCCUGCUGCUGCUCCCAUCCACCCCCCCCUCCCUCCCUCCCACCGUCCCUCCCUCCCUCCCACCAGCUACGAUGUGAAUUACCCUUCCAGACAGUCUCCUAUGGCCCUUACUGCCGCUCCUCCCCUCAACCCUCCUGUGUCAACAACGCAUCAGCUGCAGGCGCAGGGGCUGGCCAUGCUGGUCCCACUCGACUCCUACCACGGCCAUCAGCACACCAUCCUGGCUGGCAGUGGGGGUGGAUGGCAGCAGCGGGGCAGCAGCAACACACCAUCAUUCAUGCCAUUCCCAUCCCUUGUUCCUUUGUUUCUCUCUCCCUUGUUCCUCCCAUCCGCCAUGCUGGUCCCCCUGGACUCGUACCACGGGCAUCAGCACACCAUCCUGGCAGUGGGGGUGGACGGCAGCAGCGACCAUACACACAAUCAUUUCAACCCAUCUCCACGCCUUGUUCAUGAUUUUCUCCCCAUACUCACGGCCAUGCUGGUCCCACUCGACUCCUACCACGGGCAUCAGCACACCAUCCUGGCAGUGGGGCCAUGCUGGUCCCCCUCGACUCCUACCACGGGCAUCAGCACACCAUCCUGGCAGUGGGGGUGGACGGCAAAAGCAGCAACUGACUGGCAGCAACACUCCAUCAUCCAUCCCAUCCCCAUGCAUUGCUCGUGCGUUUCUCCCCAUACUCACAGCCAUGCUGGUCCCCCUCGACUCCUACCACGGGCAUCAGCACACCAUCCUGGCAGUGGGGGUGGACGGCAAAAGCAGCAACUGACUGGCAGCAACACUCCAUCAUCCAUCCCAUCCCCAUGCAUUGCUCGUGCGUUUCUCCCCAUACUCACAGCCAUGCUGGUCCCCCUCGACUCCUACCACGGGCAUCAGCACACCAUCCUGGCAGUGGGGGUGGAUGGCAGCAGUGGGGCGACAUGGAGUGCGGCGAUGGACGGCAGUCUCAUCAUGUGGGGGGGCGAUGGCAAGCCCCGCCAGUCUCUCCUGCUCGGGUCACAUUACGUGUGUGGCAUGGACCUUCUAUACUCGCCCUCCUCCCUGCUGCUUGCAGCUGCUCCCAGAGAUGACAUGAGUGAGGGUCAAGCAGCCGCCAACCCCGUUGCCCCUUGCAUCCUGCAACUCACAGGGGACGAGGGGGCAGGGGGAGGGGGCGGAGGGGGAGGAGGAGCGGGAGGGGGAGGGUGGCAAGUGACGGGGCGGCUGGAUCGUAACCAGACGAGUGUGAUAUCGUGUAUCAAGGCCAUAGGCAUCCAUCCUGACAUGGCAUUCAUCACAGCUGAGAGCAUGGCUCCAUCCGACGGCUCUCCUGCCUCCCCUCGCGACCGCAUCUGCUGCUACGACCUUACGGGGGCGCCCUUCUCCAGCCUGCACCCCGUCAGGCAGUACACGGAGCACGAGGAUCUCAUCACGUGUCUCACAGUCUUCCCCCCCAACCCCAACCUCUUCCUCUCUGCCUCUCGGGACGCCACCAUUCGCCUCUGGGAUCGCCGCACUUCCAACGCUGUUGCUCUGCUUGGCUCCCCCUCCUCUUCGGGCCGCCCCCAGGCCCAUGCGGGCAUGGUAACCGCAUUGGACGCAUGCCCUGCAUCUGUUACAGUAGCAUCAGGCGGUAUGGAUGGUUACCUAAAGCUCUGGGACCUGCGCUCUCUGCACUCCCUCGGGAACUCCCCGCCUCUCGGUUCGCUGAACCUGGACGAAUCCCCCAUUCUCAAGCUGGCCAGUAGCAUGCUGCCAGGUGUCGUCGCUGUGAGCACUGUGCGGGGGUUGUACUUGGCUGAUUUGAGUGGCAGUGUGGGGCCGAGUGGAGGAGGCAGUGCCAGGCUGGCAGGGGGUUUCCAGGAUGGCCGGCAGCCCGGGCGGUAUCAUGACAUCAAGUGGGCGCAUGGACGGCGGCUGCUGUUUGCUGGUGGGGAUGCAAUGCGGGUGGAUGUUUAUGGGUUGCAAUGA